This is a messenger RNA of Uloborus diversus, 672 nucleotides long. RefSeq names its product ATP-dependent DNA helicase PIF1-like. Lineage: Eukaryota; Metazoa; Arthropoda; Arachnida; Araneae; Uloboridae. The record is from RefSeq and is a predicted model, not a curated record. The annotation marks the transcript as partial. The transcript has a single exon.
AUGGGCGACGGCAAACUUCCUGUUGAUCCAGCAACACAGGAGAUAUCGUUCCCACCGAAUUUCUGCCAACUACAGUCAUCAAAAGAAGAUCUUGAGAAAAACGUAUUCCCGAACAUUAUAAACAAUUUCAGGAAUCACGAUUGGCUUUGCGAGCGUGCUAUCUUAGCCCCAAAGAAUGAUGACGUCAAUCGAAUCAAUAACAUGAUUCAAAUGAAACUUCCUGGUGCAAUUAUGGAAUACAAAUCCAUUGAUACAGUCAUAGAAGAAGAUCAAGCUGUUAAUUAUCCAGUGGAGUUUCUCAAUUCAUUGGAACCACCUGGAGUUCCACCCCACAAACUUAGGCUAAAAAUCGGUUCACCAAUAUUGCUUCUACGAAAUCUCAACACGCCAAAGUUAUGCAAUGGAACCAGACUUUCCGUGAAAAAACUGAUGCCGAACGUGAUUGAAGCAACAAUAAUUAAUGGCAAAUGUAAGGGUGAAGAUGUGCUGAUUCCGCGCAUUCCUAUGAUUCCUACUGAUUUGCCCUUCACUUUCAAACGACUACAAUUUCCUGUGCGCCUUGCUUUCGCAAUAACGAUCAACAAAGCUCAGGGGCAGUCGCUGCGCGUUGCCGGACUACAUUUAGCGAAUCCAUGUUUUUCGCAUGGACAGCUAUAUGUGGCUUGCUCCAGA